Messenger RNA from Stylophora pistillata, 1980 nucleotides. Its product is annotated as turripeptide Lol9.1-like. The record is from RefSeq and is a predicted model, not a curated record. NCBI's taxonomy places the organism in Eukaryota, Metazoa, Cnidaria, Anthozoa, Scleractinia, Pocilloporidae. Gene Ontology annotation, molecular function: protein binding. Gene Ontology annotation, cellular component: extracellular region. Gene Ontology annotation, biological process: cell differentiation; multicellular organism development.
UGUUUGGGCAGCCAAUAACCUCAUAGAAAGAUGCACAUCAACCUUUGCCUCUUAUCUGAGACGCAGGAUUUAGUUCUCAUUGUGAGUAUACACCCCGAUUGCAAAAUCUUUGACACCCAAAAAGCGUUAGUAAUGAACGAUGAAACCCAGCAGCUUUAUGGGACAUAUUUACAUGAUAAGCACAACUAAUUGUACGUGCUAAAUGAUGAAAGCCAUCCACGCUUUCCCGAGAGAAAAUGAUUGUUUAAGAUUCCCAGUCAUGAAUAAUGGAAAAAGUUAGGUACUUAUGGUGUAACUGGGCAUGAGCAAAAAUUUCCCCAUGAAGCUUUUGGGUCUCAUCAUUUAUGGAUUACACGUUUUAGGUUUCAACGUUUUUGCAAUGGAGGGUAUAUUUCCUGAGUCUGUUUGUAUCUCUAUCAUACUGAGGUAAAAGUGUGAGGAAGCGAUCAAAAAAUGAUUUAAAAAAUUUUAUGAACUCUUCACUUUGUGAGUGAUGGAAAUAACUGACGCCGUAAACUUUGUUUCAUUGUUGCAUUUUGGAGGUUGCUUCCUUCGAUCUUCGCGCUCAAACUGACAGGAAAAGUAUGGAAUUCUACUUUCUUUAGCAAUUGGUGUCGCCGUCUCGUUAAAUGUGACAUACGAAUUUUUUUAGGUAAAUAUUGAGUUUUUAAACGGAUAAAAUACGACCUAUUUGGCCACAUUAAACACCGAACCCACAAAAUAAAAGUAUAAAUGCUUGUUAUUAUAUUAUACCAUCGUGUUUGCUCACGAAUACAUUUGGAAAAUCAUUUUCUGUAAGGGAGGUAUGAAGAUUGCAUAUAAUAAAGAAUAAGGAUAACCUCCAUUUCCUAAAAGCCAAGAGUCAAACCAUUUUCGGCGAAAUUGUUGGGGAUUUCAUCGAGAAAACAAAAAGUUGGUUCUUGGUUCCUCUCGUCAAUUUAUUGACUGAUUUUCGCAUGGGAGUCAAACAGAUGAACAAAUCCUAUCCAAGCCAAUUAAACAUCGCCAGGUCAAUUGAUUUUGAUUUUUUUGCUAGAAAAUUUCAGCAUGCGAAUACAAAAUUAGCAUGGGUGGAUUUUUCCUUUCAAAAGUUACCGACUUAAUGGCCACAAUCAGUAGAAGAGAUUAGAAUUUGCAAGUGGCUCAGUAAACAUGUUGAUUAGCAUUUGAAUUUGUAUCCUGUGAAUAUUGAUAUUUGUUGCAAGCACGCAAAUAAUGCACUUUAUUUCUUGUCGUGUUUUCGUCUACUUUUCCAUCAAGCGAUGGCUUUUCAGACAAUUCACAAACAAUCUAUUUAACGUUUUCUAGAAUACUGUCAGCUGUGAAAUGAAGACUGUAACGCUCGGUGUUUUCAUCCUACUUGCGGAGCUCAACUUGGGAUCAUUUUCAUUAUUGCUGAAAGGGUGCCCUGAAAAAUGUGACAUAACUUAUGACCCCGUGUGCGCGAGUAACGGAAAAACGUACAAGAACAUGUGCAGAUUGGAACGGGAGAAUUGCUUUGCAAAAACUGAGAUCGUAGAACUCUACAAAGGAGAAUGUUUGAGUAGCGAAGACGACGAAAUCGAAGAUGAGAGGAGGCCUUACGGCUGUUUGAGGGUGGGACGCGGUAAAUAUCUCACCUGCUGAAUAUCGAAUCGAGUCAUCAAAGACUUAAAGCACAAACAACGACUCGACAGCAUAUCCCUGGACACAUCAUCUAAUUCUGAAAAUAUUACUUAUGUGGACAAAUGAUGACGCAAUUUGAAACGGAGUUUGUGGAAUUUGAGUUAUAGUAAUGAUGUAAUAUAACUCAAUUGUGCAUUAAGAGGCGUCAGUGGGGACAAACUGACGGACAAAUAGACUGACAGACAAGCAAACAGAUAGACCAGACAGGCGGACAUGUACGAUAACGCUACCCCAUCCUUUGGCCAUGAAAAGCGCAUUUCCUUCUCUUAAUUUUAAGCUAAUCAAUUUUACUUAUAAUGAAAUAAAAGUAUGUUA